Messenger RNA from Mytilus californianus (California mussel), 1831 nucleotides. RefSeq lists its product as uncharacterized. Lineage: Eukaryota; Metazoa; Mollusca; Bivalvia; Mytilida; Mytilidae. The record is from RefSeq and is a predicted model, not a curated record. The coding region runs from base 547 to 1779 and encodes 410 amino acids. The transcript has 2 exons.
UCCUGUUGCCUAUGGGUUAAGUCCAAAGCAUUUGAAAGCGGACACUGUUAGACAGAUGCUUGAAUUCUUACGCGAACAACUAAAGACAUACAAUAUUCAUGUUCAGGUAGAGGCAUUUGAUGGGCAAUUUUCUAAGUUAUCUAUAGUUUCGUACGAUGGAUCAUCUCUUUCUGAGUUACAGGAGAGGAAAAUGCAUUGGAAAGAAACUUGUGUAAAAUCAUCUCACGAACUUUUGCGCCCGUUCCUUCAGUUGGGAAAUGUAGGUGGUCCUGUUAAAACAUUUGACGAUGCAAAUGAGAAGUGGAAAUUAACUGUUAACUACUGGACAGACAUCCAUGGAAAUUUACUUCAUGGUCCAAUUACUUGUAAUACAUGUUACUUUAAAUUAUCCUCUUCCGAAGAACAAAACGUUUGGAGAGAAGUAUUUGAGAAAGCUUCAAAUUUCAAAACUAAUACAAAAUCAAAAAAGUAAGCACUGAGAACAAACCGUGUAAUGACAACGAUGAAGAAACAAUACCUCAUAUCUCGAAUAAUAUCUACCAGACAAUGUUAGAGUAUCUUACAAAAAACACAAAAGCAAAACGUCAGAAAUUAUGGAAAUCGAAAGACUUAGAUGGAUUUGUUGAUUGUUUUGACAACACCACAGCUAUAGACAGGAAUUUUACAAAGGACGAACUGCAAGGAAUGUUGAAAGUAAACACCCAAGAGAUUAAAUCAUUUGGACUUAAACAAGGACUUUCAUCAAAAUCCAACAAAUGCAUGUAUACAAACUUCUUUGCAAAAGUAUCUGGCUCUAAAAUUGUAGCAGUCUCUAUCAAACUGAGAUCUCCUAAGGCAUUAAAAGUUCUAUUGCGAGAGAAAUUUACGUCCGUUCGAAAAGAAACAUUAAACCGGAUAACUUCGCAUAUUGAAUGGCCAUUAAAGCUUGACAGUUGGCAGAAGCAAAACUGUUCACCGAUUAAUAUUUCGGAGCUCCUAGAGAUGGGUUAUGUUACGAAACACAACUGGUUUACAACUCCAGAAAGAUCCAGUGAUGGUACUAUUUUACUACGGUUUCUAGACCAUCAUCAUUUACUUACAAACUGCAGAAUCCACUGUUGUAGAAAUGGAUUUAAGGCUCUAAAUAUAAAUUCUUGUGCAUGGUUGAAAGUAGCUAAGUCAAGCAAAUCAAAUGGGACAGGACUGAACGUGGCUUAUGUGGAAGAUCUUGUAGAUUCUCAAAGCAAUUUGGUUGCUCAGCUUACAUUUAGUAAAGAUGUUGAGAAUGAAAUGAACAAAAACAAUGAUGCAUUAGAGGCCAAUUUUUGCCAUUUGAUUAGAGAAUGGUACGAGGCAGUGGAUGAAAAAGGCUUAACAGCGAAUGAACGUGUACAUAAGCUAUUAAAUUUGCGAGAAUUUCUCCUUGACUCGUGCCAAAAAUGUCUUAGACAGUUUCCACCACCUGGAAGUCAUGUUUGUGACAUACCUGUUGUUUUGUUUACCGGACUUAUCACUAGCUGUGAAAGGCUUAUUCAGCUUUAUCGUCUUUCAAAAACAGGUACAUACAAUGUCAGAUCUAUUGGAAGUUUGGACAAUGAAACGUUCUUCUCCUCUUUUCGAGACUUGGACCCAAGAGGCGCUGGUGUGCUAAAGACAUCUGAAAUCCCUAAAGCCAUGAGUGUAGCAUGUGAAAUCUUAACAACAAGGAUGAAUCCAAACAGGGGUUUCUAUCUCAACACAACUACGAAACGUCCAGUCUACAAUCAACAGACAGAAAAGUAUGAUACUACUUCCGGGUGAAAAACACAAGCAGCAAUUGUACAUGAUAGAGAUGUGGUCAAACAAUCUGUUG